CUAUAUCUACCUUGAAGAAAUGGAUAUCAAAGUACUGCAAUUUCAAAAUAAAAAGCUAGCACAGCGUAUUGAACAAAGGCAUAGAUCAGAAGCUGAAUUGCGGCAAAGAAUAGAACAGUUAGAAAAAAGACAAACGCAAGAUGAUGCUGUUUUGAACGUUGUGAACAGAUAUUGGAAUCAGUUAAACGAGGAUAUAAGAGUAUUGUUACAAAGAUUUGAUGCCGAAACAGCAGAUGAAUUAGAAAAUAAAAAUGAAAAUGAGGCUACUACAUCUUUCUUGAUGCAAUUAUCGACUUGGGACAAAGAAGAAUUAGAUGAUAAACUUGCAAAUCGUGUUCAAGUAUCAAAGCGUGCCGUGGCAAAAAUUGUACAAGUAUUUGAUAGAUUGAUGCAGAGAAAUGAAAAGAUCACACUUGCAUUGAAAGAGGAAGAAGGUGCAGCUAAUCUUGAUGAGACAUUACAACAAGCUUUUAUGGAUGUACAGGCAGAAAAUAGAAAUCUACAAUCUUUAAAUACAUCUUUGCACGAGAAACAUCAUAUAAUGUGCUUAAAAACAUCAGAACUUCAGGAUUCUGUUACAGGCAAAGAUACUGAAGCGGCAGAACUAAGGAAUCAAAUUGAUGAUCUUCAGUAUGAGUUACAGAAGGUGCGAUCACGAAAUGACAAAUUAGAAAAUCAUUUAGCAGAAGCUAUAGAAAAAUUGAAGACUUAUCAUCAAUUGCAUGGUGAUAGUGAUAAAUCUUCAAAUGCAGGUAAAGGUGUUGUAACAACUAAUGUGGCAGCUUCUCAAUUAGAAGAUUUACACAAGGAAUUAGAAGAAUAUAGGGAAUUGGCAAACAAUCGUCUACAAGAACUUGAUAAACUUCAUCAGCAGCACAGAGAUUCAUUGAAAGAAGUUGAGAAGCUAAAAAUGGAUAUAAGACAAUUACCAGAAUCGGUUAUUGUCGAAACAACAGAAUAUAAGUGUCUACAAUCCCAAUUUUCUGUUUUAUAUAAUGAAUCUAUGCAAAUCAAGACAGUAUUAGAUGAAACCAGAGUGCAAUUACAAACCUGCAAAAAUCAACAUCUGAGACAGAUAGAAAUGAUGGAGAGUGAAGAAUUAAUAGCGCAAAAGAAAUUAAGAGGAGAGAUGAUUCAACUGGAGGAUGUUUUAGCACAACUUCGAAAAGAAUAUGAAAUGCUGAGAAUUGAAUUUGAGCAAAACUUGGCAGCAAAUGAACAAACUGGACCCAUAAAUAGAGAAAUGAGGCAUUUAAUCACUUCUUUACAAAACCACAAUGGUCAAUUAAAGGGCGAAGUGCAACGUUAUAAAAGAAAAUAUAAAGAUGCCAAUGCUGAAAUACCUAAGUUGAAAAAGGAAAUUGAAGACCUCACAGCGCGGAUCGGUUCAUCAAAUAAUGCUCAAAACCAAGGUGAUACCGAAAUUAAACAUGAGAAAGAAGGUACAAAUUGUGGAGGAAGUACCACUGGUCCUUUUAAGGAUAACAUAAAAGAAGAGAGUGGAACUGAUGCACAUAAUACUGGAAAUACUCCAGUUAAAGAUGAAGCAAAUACUGGACAAUGUGUCAAGAAAGAGGAGGAUGAUCCAGAAGGCGCAAAACAAGAUAAAGGUGGUGCUCAAAUUAAAAAGGAACCUGGUAAAACUGAAAAGGAGCAAAGGGAUGCACAAAGAGCUAAAGAAGCAAAAAUUGCUGAAUCAGAUAUGGUCAGAGAUUUGAAAGCUCAAUUGAAAAAAGCAAUGAAUGAUCAAAAAGAAAUGAAAUUACUGCUUGAUAUGUACAAAGGAGUUAGUAAAGAACAACGUGAUAAAGUUCAACUUAUGGCUGCUGAGAAAAAAGCUAGGGCCGAAGUUGAAGAUUUGAAACAGCAAUUGAAAAAAAUACAGCCUGUUUUUUCUAAGGAUAAUAAAAGGGAUGAAAGGAAAAAGAUGGCAGAUGAGGAUGCUUUAAAAAAAAUCAAACAACUUGAGGAACAAAAAUAUGAACUGCAAAAACAAGUUGCAUCCCAAAAAGCACCUGCAGAAAGUGCUUGGCCUGCAAGUCAUUACAAUAGGCCCUUUGCUGGAUCAGCGGAGGAAGAGGCAUUAUUGAAUGAGAUGGAAGUCACCGGGCAAGCUUUUGAAGAUAUGCAGGAACAGAAUUCAAGGCUUGUUCAACAAUUAAGAGAAAAGGAUGAUGCAAAUUUCAAAUUAAUGUCGGACAGAAUCAAAGCCAAUCAACUGCACAAAAUGUUAAGGGAAGAAAAACAGAUUCUUCAAGAACAGGUAGCAACAAGAGAAACUCAAAUUGAAGCAAUGAAUGUAGUUUUAAGAAAGUUGGAAGAAAAGGAAAGGAUUCUCCAAAAUACUUUAACAACAGUUGAAAAAGAAUUAGUGUUGCGACAACAGGCUUUGGAAAUGCAUAAACGAAAGGCAAUUGAAUCUGCUCAGAGUGCAGCAGAUUUGAAAUUGCAUUUAGAAAAAUACCAUUCUCAAAUGAAAGAAGCACAACAAGUUGUAGCUGAAAAAACAAGUUCACUAGAAGCAGAAGCUUACAAGACGAAGAGAGUUCAGGAGGAAUUAGCUCAGUUCAGAAGAAAGGCAGAACGCAUGAAGAAAAUUGAGAUGGCUGGUACAUCUAUCGAUGAAGUUAUGUUAGAAGAAAUAAGAGAGUACAAGGAAACUCUAACUUGUCCCUCUUGUAAAGUUAAGCGUAAGGAUGCAGUGCUUUCAAAAUGUUUCCACGUAUUUUGCUGGGAUUGUUUGCGAACAAGAUAUGAAACAAGACAGAGGAAGUGUCCUAAAUGUAAUUGUGCAUUUGGUGCCAAUGAUUAUCAUAGACUUUAUUUAUCUACUUAAAGGAAAUUGUUUUUAAUCCUUUAAUCCAAUUAAUUUUAUUUCAGUGUUUUUAUUUUUUUGAUAUAUUUAUGAUAUAUUAAUCUGUAUAUUGACUGCAUUUAUUAUGAAUACGGAAAAAUAUAAUUUUUA
This is a messenger RNA of Ctenocephalides felis (cat flea), 2965 nucleotides long. It is a transcript of the gene Bre1, whose product is annotated as E3 ubiquitin-protein ligase Bre1. Lineage: Eukaryota; Metazoa; Arthropoda; Insecta; Siphonaptera; Pulicidae. The record is from RefSeq and is a predicted model, not a curated record. The transcript has 16 exons. Bases 20 to 2836 code for a protein of 938 amino acids. Gene Ontology annotation, molecular function: ubiquitin protein ligase activity; metal ion binding. Gene Ontology annotation, cellular component: nucleus; HULC complex.